CUCAGGUUGAAGCGGCUUUUCCUCACUGUUCCUCCCUGCGCCCGACUGUGUUCUACCUCAGUGCUGUAAAUCAGGGGGCUUUCCAUCAACAGCUUCUCUUCAGUUCUUUUGUGCUAUCAGUAACAAUGGCCGAUACCGCUGUAGAUACGACUACGACCACCACCCCCGAGGUUACCGCUAAGGAACUGAAGGAGAAGAAAGAAGAAGUUACUGAGGAGGUGCAGGAGGCUGCAAAGGAGAACGGCAACGGAGAAGCACCUGCCAAUGGCACGACCAACGGUUCUUCUCAUGAUGAAACCCACAAAGAGGAAGAGGCAGCUGAAAAACCUGCAGAGGGGGAGGGUGAAGAAAAAGCUGCAGAAGAGGAAGCAGAUGGACAGGCAGUGAAACGUCCUGCAGAGGAGGAGGAGUCAGCCGAAACAAAAAAACAGAAGACUGAGGAAAAUGGCGAGUCCACAGAAGCUGAAGCAACAGCUUAAAGCCUUUGCUAUCUUUGGUGGUGCUGUCUGCAUGGUCAAUCUAAUGUAGUAGAGGUUUUGCUUUGCUGUAUGUUUUAUUCUGUUUUCUCCCCCAUGAGAUUAAUUUACACUUUAUCCUGUAACAAUGUGACCCAUUUUUAUUUAUUGGUAUAGGAGCAACCUUUUAGUACACUUUUAUACAACUUUUUAUUUUAUACACAUUUGUAAGCACAGCCUCUACUGUCGUUUUUGACCUGCAGAUGAACUCGCAAGCUGAUAACUUUUUUUUUUAAAUUGUGUUUUGGCAUUUUCAUGGGUAAUAACUCUGAUUCACUUAAGACCAAAGAUGAAGUUUUAAGCAGGGGCUUAUUUGAUGUUUCAUCUUGACUGUUUGUGCUGCUAGUAGUUAAUCCCUUGCUUGGCUGCUCUGUUACCACAGCAGAUGGCAUCUGUUAAUGGAUUUCGUUAUGGCAUGUCGUUAAAAAGAAGGUUAAUUUGUUAAUUCUGUCCAGAUUAUGGGAAUUAACCCCUCUUAAACCUCAAUGUUUUUGGUCUUUUGUUUCACAUGCAUUCCAGAAGAUUUGUACCUUUCAUAUUAAUAUGUACAGUUUGGGUUUGUUUGGUUUUUGUAUUGGGGGGGUACAGGAUAGGAUGGAAACAGUGCAUCAGAUAAAACGUUAGCACUGAUGUUUUGUGUUUCGGUUCCUUUUGACCACUGCUUUGUAUAUUCUGGUUCAGAAAAAUAAUUAAAAUCAGUCUUGUCUUUGUAAA
This is a messenger RNA of Trichomycterus rosablanca, 1229 nucleotides long. RefSeq names its product parathymosin. NCBI's taxonomy places the organism in Eukaryota, Metazoa, Chordata, Actinopteri, Siluriformes, Trichomycteridae. The transcript is spliced from 5 exons. The record is from RefSeq and is a predicted model, not a curated record. Bases 126 to 479 code for a protein of 117 amino acids.